UGGCCCAAGCGCAACUUGUUGCUCGACCCUUUUUGGCCACCGGACCAAGACGUGAGCAUGGCAAGCUCAGAUUCUCGUGGCAAGAUGGCAUUGAAGUACACCAAGACUUGCAGGCAUUGGAAAGCAGGACACUGCACAAUGGGCAAUUCUUGCAGUUUCGCACAUUCAGAUUUGGAAUUGCGCGAGCAACCCAACUUGCUGAAGACUGAUCUUUGCUUUCGCUUCAUGCGCAAGGGUCGCUGCAGCAAGGGCACGUCCUGCACCUUCGCCCAUGGUCGAGAGGAGCUCCGCGUGGCCACCCAGCACGAGCCAGAGCGCGUGAAUUCGGAGCCCAUGAAGGUGAACCUUCAUCGAGCAUUGGAAGCACCCCUUGAGGAGCGAGCGUUGAGUGUGUUGGAUCCGGCGCCACUGGUGCCACCUGGCAUGUCCAUGGUGCCCUUCCGACCACCACCAGGACUGGAGGAGGUACUUCCACCGCCAAGCAGGAAGCCUCCUAGCCUGAAUGACUUGGACUCGCUCAGCUUGGCUCCAACUUCAUUGCCGUGCACACCUGCUCAGUCAUCGUUGCCAUGCACACCCGGUCAGUCCUCAUUGCCAUGCACACCUGGUCAAUACUCAUUGCCAUGCACACCUGGCCAGAAAGGCCAGCAGAGUUUGCGAAGGGAACAUGGACUCCCUUCGAUCAAUUCAGAGUCAGUGUAUAGCGCUUAA
Durusdinium trenchii is the source of this 711-nucleotide messenger RNA. NCBI's taxonomy places the organism in Eukaryota, Dinophyceae, Suessiales, Symbiodiniaceae. The record is from the annotation of a GenBank genome assembly.